Arabidopsis arenosa is the source of this 3200-nucleotide messenger RNA. The record is from the annotation of a GenBank genome assembly. Lineage: Eukaryota; Viridiplantae; Streptophyta; Magnoliopsida; Brassicales; Brassicaceae.
CACUCUCUUCCUCCUCCCUUAUUAAUUUAAGUAAAGAGCAAUAUAAGAAAUUGAUUCUGUCAUCUAAGUGUCCACGUGGCCUAAUCCCCUGAGUUUCUGCCAGCGUUUCAGACAACAAUUCUUUCCCCUUGCCUUUGCAUAUUCAUUAAGUUUUCAUGGCGAUUGGUGAAAAUUCGUGUAGAGAUAUUUAAAUUAUAUUUAUGUGUUAGUACUGCUGGUGGUUGAUCGAUUUCUCACUGAUGAAGUUAUCGCCUCUUAGUUUCUCUACGGGUUCGAGUUUCAGUCACGCUGAUGGAAUCGACGACGGUGUUGAGUUAAGAUCAUCUCCAUUUUCCGGCGGCGCAAUGCUGCCGGUUUUUCUCAACGAUUUGAGUCGUAGUAAUGGAGAAUCCGGAAGCGGUAGUAGCUGGGAAAGAGAGCUCGUGGAGGUGACUUUGGAGCUUGACGUCGGCGAUGACUCCAUACUCAUCUGCGGAAUGUCGGAGGCGGCGGAGGCGGUGGAAGCGGCGUCUGUUGAUUCUCGGCCGAGAUCGGUGGAUUUAGUAACCGCAAGAUUGUCGAGGAGUUUAUCGACUGCGUCUACGAAAAUCCGGCAGAAACUGGGGAAAUUACUGAGGUCGGAAUCUUGGAAAACGACGACGUCUUCCACCGCCGGCGAGAGAGAUAGAGAUCUCGAACGUCAGACGGGGGAGACUUCGGGGAUUAUGACGGCGAGGGAUAAGCGGAGAGAAAACGCGAUAUUACAGCGAUCAACAUCGAGUGCGCAAAGAGCGUUAAAAGGAUUACAAUUUAUCAAUAAAACCACGAGAGGAAACAGCUGCAACUGCGAUUGGGAUUGCAGUUGCGAUCAGAUGUGGAAAAAAGUUGAGAAACGAUUCGAAUCGCUUUCUAAAGAAGGAUUACUAGCGCGAGACGAUUUUGGCGAGUGCGUUGGGAUGGUGGAUUCGAAAGAGUUCGCGGUGAGUGUAUUCGACGCUUUGGCUAGAAGAAGGAGACAAAAACUGGAGAAGAUAACGAAAGAUGAACUUCAUGAUUUCUGGUUACAGAUUUCUGACCAAAGCUUCGACGCCCGUCUUCAAAUAUUCUUCGACAUGGCUGAUAGCAACGAAGAUGGGAAGAUCACUAGAGAAGAAAUCAAAGAACUUUUGAUGCUAAGUGCAUCAGCAAACAAGUUAGCAAAACUCAAGGAACAAGCAGAAGAGUACGCAUCUCUGAUCAUGGAAGAACUUGAUCCUGAGAAUUUUGGAUACAUUGAGUUAUGGCAACUGGAGACACUCUUACUUCAGAGAGACGCAUACAUGAAUUACAGUAGACCGCUUAGCACAACAAGCGCUGGAGUGAGUACACCAAGACGGAAUCUAAUCAGACCUCGUCAUGUGGUUCGAAAAUGUAGAAAAAAACUUCAGUGUCUGGUUCUAGAUAAUUGGCAAAGAAGCUGGGUUCUUUUACUGUGGAUCAUGCUUAUGGCCAUCCUAUUCGUCUGGAAGUUUCUUGAGUACAGAGAAAAAGCUGCGUUUAAGGUCAUGGGGUAUUGUUUAACCACUGCUAAAGGAGCUGCAGAGACUCUUAAGCUCAAUAUGGCUCUGGUUUUAUUACCUGUUUGCAGAAACACAUUGACUUGGCUAAGAUCUACACGCGCUCGAGCUUGUGUUCCUUUUGAUGACAACAUCAAUUUCCAUAAGAUUAUUGCUUGUGCCAUAGCGAUUGGGAUACUUGUUCAUGCUGGUACUCAUUUGGCGUGUGAUUUCCCCCGGAUUAUAAACUCGAGUCCAGAAGAAUUCGCCUUGAUCGCUUCUGCCUUCAAUGGUACUAAGCCCACAUUCAAAGACCUGAUGACAGGUGCAGAAGGAAUCACCGGGAUCUCGAUGGUGAUCUUGACAACCAUCGCAUUCACAUUAGCAUCAACUCAUUUCAGGAGAAACCGUGUGAGGCUUCCGGCACCACUUGAUCGGUUGACUGGUUUUAACGCAUUCUGGUACACUCAUCACCUUCUAGUGGUUGUCUACAUCAUGCUCAUUGUCCACGGUACCUUCCUGUUCUUUGCUGAUAAGUGGUAUCAGAAAACUGUUUCUAUGCUACCUGGAGAAGUACUCAGCUUAAUCAUGUCAAAGCCUCCUGGAUUCAAGUACAAGAGCGGUCAAUACAUAUUCUUGCAGUGUCCAACUAUCUCUCGAUUUGAAUGGCACCCAUUUUCUAUUACCUCUGCACCAGGAGAUGACCAACUUAGUGUUCACAUCCGAACACUCGGAGACUGGACAGAGGAGCUACGACGAGUUCUAACUGUGGGCAAAGAUCUUUCAACAUGCGUGAUUGGGCGUUCAAAAUUCUCUGCCUAUUGCAAUAUUGAUACAAUAAACCGACCAAAAUUACUAGUAGACGGCCCAUAUGGAGCUCCAGCACAGGACUACAGAAGCUAUGAUGUCUUACUCCUCAUUGGAUUGGGAAUAGGAGCUACUCCUUUCAUAAGUAUCCUGAAGGAUCUCCUGAACAAUUCAAGAGACGAACAAACAGACAAUGAAUUCAGCAGAUCGGAUUUCAGCUGGAAUAGCUAUACAUCUUCAUAUACCACAACAACCCCAACUUCAACACAUGGAGGGAAAAAGAAAGCAGUGAAGGCUCACUUUUACUGGGUCACAAGGGAGCCAGGAUCCGUUGAAUGGUUUAGAGGAGUAAUGGAAGAAAUAUCAGACAUGGACUGCAGAGGCCAGAUUGAGUUGCACAACUAUCUUACAAGCGUAUAUGAUGAAGGUGAUGCAAGAUCAACCCUGAUAAAAAUGGUUCAGGCUUUGAACCAUGCCAAACAUGGAGUUGAUAUUCUAUCCGGAACACGGGUGAGAACACAUUUUGCAAGGCCCAACUGGAAGGAAGUCUUCAGUAGCAUAGCAAGAAAGCAUCCAAAUUCGACAGUCGGCGUGUUUUACUGCGGCAUACCAACCGUGGCAAAGGAGUUGAAGAAGCAAGCACAAGACAUGAGUCAAAAAACAACCACACGGUUCGAAUUCCAUAAGGAGCAUUUCUAAUUCAAUGUUACAAGCCAGCUUCUAUCACUUUCCCUAAAGUGAGAUUGAAGCCAUUAUUUUUCAUACUAACUUCACAGUCACUUAGCAAAGUAGAUUAUAUACACUAUGUCACAAACAUUGUCUUGCCUAUUUGUAUAGACCCGCCUAAAGGCAUGAAAAUAACAAAUAUAAGUUACUCUA